AUGGUGCACAAACUUCUGCUUCACAUCGCUUUAGCAGCAAGCCUCAUCUCACCUGAGCUGUCAGGCACCUCUGCCACCAAAACAAAAGCUCAAGUGAAGAACAACUCAGGUGUGACGCCAGCUGGGGAGUGUGGGACCUGGGUUAAGGAGCCUGAAGGAGGGUAUUUCACCUCACCCAACUACCCUGAGAAAUACCCACCUGAGAGGGAAUGUGUCUACAUCAUAGAAGCCUCUCCCCGACAGUGCGUCGACUUAUUCUUUGAUGAGAAGUAUUCCAUAGAGCCAUCCUGGGAGUGUAAGUUCGACCACAUCGAGGUCCGUGAUGGGCCCUUUGGUUUCUCGCCCAUCAUCGGUCGCUACUGUGGGCAGGAAAUCCCAGCAUAUGUCCGCUCCAGUGGGAGAUACCUCUACAUCAAGUUUGUGGCUGAUAGUGAACUGGAGGCCAUUGGUUUCGCUGCCCGGUAUAACUUCACACAAGAUCCUGAGUUCAAAGACCUCGGGGAACUGCCGGCUCUGCCAUUUUGUGAGUUUGAGCUGAGCGGUCCAGAAGGCUUUGUAGAAUCCACACAGAUAGCCGGAGAGGGCCAGGCGCUGCAGACCGAGGCUGUAGACUGCAGGUGGUUCAUCAAGGCUCCACCAAGAGCUAGGAUCUACAUGCGUUUUCUAGAAUAUGAGAUGCACAACUCCAAUGAGUGCAAACGUAACUUUGUUGCCAUCUACGACGGCAGCAGUUCGGUCGAGCACCUGAAGAAUAAAUUCUGCUCCACGGUGGCCAACGAUGUCAUGCUGGCGUCCUCUGUAGGCGUGGUGAGACUGUGGGCAGACGAGGGGAGCAGGAAGAGCAGAUUCAAGAUCCUCUUCACAACCUUCCAUGAACCUCCGUGUGAAGGAGACACUUUCUUUUGCCAUAGCAACAUGUGCAUCAACAACACCCUAGUCUGCAACGGUAUCCAGAACUGUGUUUACCCAUGGGACGAGAAUCACUGCAAAGAGAAGAGGAAAGCCAGUAUCCUGGACACGCUGGAUCACACUAACCUCACUAUCAUUGGUGUAACCUGUGGCCUGGUUAUCAUCCUGCUCAUCAUCUCUGUCAUCAUCCAGAUCAAACAGCCUCGCAAGAAAUACAUCAUCCGCAGAGAUGACUUUGACCCUGCCCUCCUCCAUCCUGGUUUUGAGCCUCCUCACUAUGAGCUCUGCACUCUGCGACGCACCCCAUCCGGUGACCUGACUGACGCCGCCCUGGCUGAGGACUUCGAGAAGUUCCACAAGCUCCGCUGCUCCUCCAAAUGCAUCCGCGACCACCACUGCGGUCAGGAGAGCUUGCAUGGCAGCAUCCAUGGUAGCCGCAGCAAUCUGAGCAUGAGGGAUGCUACCAUUGCAGCAGACGGGGGGGUUCUUGCGCCGCCAGCGUUGCCACCAGUGAUGGUGAGCCAGCAGUCUCCACGCCUCUCCCACCACACUACACCAGCAAGUCGAAGGAGCAUCCUCGUGAUGAAGCAUAGCUAUUCUCAGGACGCGGCAGGGGGGUACAGGGCGGAGGAGGAGGAUGAUAUGAUGAUGAAUGAUGGUCCCACCACCAGCCAGCAUCAUAUGCACCACCAUCAGAUCCACCAUGGCAUGCCAGGGCUGGACCACACUGUCCACCGUACACUGUCUAAUGACUUCUAA
Micropterus dolomieu (smallmouth bass) is the source of this 1668-nucleotide messenger RNA. RefSeq names its product neuropilin and tolloid-like protein 1. Lineage: Eukaryota; Metazoa; Chordata; Actinopteri; Centrarchiformes; Centrarchidae. The record is from RefSeq and is a predicted model, not a curated record. The transcript is spliced from 10 exons. The coding region runs from base 1 to 1668 and encodes 555 amino acids. Gene Ontology annotation, molecular function: protein binding.